AUGGAGCCCUACAAGAACAAGUUCUUGGCAACUUCAACGUCUCAAGCUGAAGGAGUUUGUCCUGAGAGUUUAAUAGACAGAUUUAGUAAUCUUCCAGAAGGAGUUGCUCACCACGUUCUCUCCUUCCUCGCUCAAAUAGACCUCGCUCGAGUGAGCUGUGUAUCCAAAAGUUGCAGAAAGUUUUAUCUCUCAUUUCCCUCGUUGAACUUUGAUGCAAUGCCCUACGCAAACGACAUGUGGGAGAGGUUGAAGUUGUUGAAUUAUUUGGACAGGUUCCUGAUCCAACGAGGGGACAAUAAGAUCCAACACUUCCGUAUUUUUUGGAUCUUUUUAGGUCCAGCUUCAAGCUUCUCUAACGAGUAUUUUCGAGUCAUCUCUUGGAUCCAUGUUGCUGCAAGGUGCAAUGUCGAAGUGCUUGAUCUGGAACUCUACAUGUGUGAGGCGACAACGACGUUAGUAUUGCCAUCUUGCCUCUUUCUCUGUCGAUCUUUGCGGUUACUAACAGUGGAUUUGAAGUUUAAGCUUUUUCAAACCCCAUCCUUAACUAGUUCCACCACCCUCCAAUGCUUGAAGUUGAAAAAUGUCACCAUAGACGAGGGGUUGGGCCAAUGGAUCUCGUGUUCCUGCAAAUGCAUCAAGGAACUGUGGCUUGAGCUUGUUCACGGGGCAAAACAGAUCACCAUCAGCAGCUCAUCUCUGAAAACCCUGCAUUUCGUUUCGUGCUAUGCUUAUUAUAGUUUUCAAAACCCCAAUGGCAACUUUCAUCUUAACAUCUCAGGUGAAAAGCUUGAAGACAUCUACAUUGACUGGAAAGUUAUCCCAACCGGUCACUCGAUAAGCAUUUUCGCUCCGAAUCUUAAACACUUGAAAUGGAUUGGAACUUUGGCGAGCCGCCAAUAUCUGGAGAAAUUGAUGUGUCUAGAAAAAGCUGAGAUUUUUCUCCACCCUAGGAGUGAGGAUUUCAGCAAACUAUUCAGUGUGCUUUCCAGUAUCCACAGUGUUAAACUUCUUGUUCUAAAUGAAGAGACCACAAAGGCUCUAACCAAGGAACGACGAUCUCUGCCAAGAAUAUUUGAUAAUCUUGGUCACAUCUGUAUACAGAGUACAUGUUUGAAUGAUGGCCUAGUUCCAGCAUUGGCCUCUCUUCUUAGAGGGAUGCGUCAUCUGAGUACUUUUCACAUGAAGUAUGAGCCAAUUAUACCCCUCUUGUUCACCAAACAUGUUGAAGUUAUUACUGCAAGCAGAUUUGAUCGUGAAUACUGGAAAUCCCAAAACUUGGCUAUCAUUGAUCAGCUUGAGGAGGUAACUGUUGAGCUUUCCAGUGGGAGUAAUGAGUUGGAGUUUGCAAGAAAAGACCCAGAAGGCCAAAGCCCUCUUAUUCCCCUUGAGCAUUAUCUCAAGUGGUUUAAAUCUCCUCGCAAUCAAGAAGGGAAAGACAGAAAUGAAGACAAGGAGAGACGAAAAUGGGGACUUGCCGGCCACAAUCUCCGUUUCACAGCUACCAGAUCGCUUUCACCAUCUGAAGCUCUUUCAGUACUGCUCGUGUCUUCGUCUCCAAGAUUGGAACAGAGGCUUUCGUCUUCAAUAAACUUUAGGACAACAAGUAUCAUGGAACCUAAGCGCAAGUUAUUGGCAACUACAAGUUCUCAGGCUCAAGGAGCUUGUCCUGACCAUAUGAAAGAUAGAUUUAGUGAUCUGCCCAACGAAGUUGCUCAUCAAAUUCUUUCAUCAGUUUCUAUAUUGGAUCUCACUCGUUUCGGCACUUUAUCCAAAAAGUGCAGAGAACUUUAUCUGUCAACGCCCUCAUUGAAUUUUGAUGAAUUUAACAACUGGAAUAAAUCCUCUUAUUCUAAGCAAUUCAAGUUGUUGAGUUCUUUGGAUAGGUUCUUGGUUCGUCGUAGGGAGAAUAAGAUACACUGCUUUCGUAUUUGUUGGGAUCUCAGUUACGGAAAAGCUGCAAGUCUCUAUAACGAGCUUUACCGAGUAGUCACGUGGAUCCAUAUGGCAGUAAGGUGUAAUGUUGAAGUGCUUGAUCUUGAGUUGAGGAUACCUGAUACGACGAAGCUAGAGUUGCCAUCUUGCAUCUUUCUUUGUGGAUCUUUGAGGUCUCUAUCAGUGCACUGCAAUAAAAUUCUUACAGCGCCCUCCUUGGUUAGUUCCACUAAUCUCCAGUACUUAAAGUUGACAAAUGUUACAGUAGAUGAGGGGCUUUGCAAAUGGAUCUCGUGUUCUUGCAAAUGCAUUAAGGAAUUGCAUCUUGAACAUGUUGAAGUAGAAAAUAUCACCAUGGAAAGCUCGUCGUUGGAAUCUUUUAGUUUUGUGUUUCCCUCUUAUUGUGGCCUCUGUCAUCUUAAUAUCUCUUGUGAGAAACUUGAAGACGUACAUAUAGAGUGGAGAUUUGCUUCUACUAGCAGCAGAUCCUUCAAAGUUUUUGCUCCAAAUCUUAAAUAUUUGAAAUGGAUUGGGAAUUUGUUGAAUAACCAAAAUCUGGGGAAACUAACGUGUUUAGAGAAGGCUGAGAUUUUUCUGAAGCAUGGGGUAGAUAACAAUGACUUCAGCAAUGUACUUGAGGUUCUUUGCAGUGUAUGCAGGGCUAAAGUCCUUAUUCUAAGUGGAGAGAUGACCAAGGCUCUGUUGAGGGAAGGUCCUGUGUCUACACCGUUUGAUGAUAUUUCUUACCUGGGUAUGCAUAUUGAGAGCUUGGAUGAUGACAUAGUCCCGGCAAUGGUCUCUCUUCUGAGAGGAAUGCCCAAUUUGAAAACUUUGUACAUAGAGUCUGACACUUCCUUAUUCAUCCAUAAACCUGAAGCGUGUGGAUUUAAUAAGGAAUUCUGGAAAUCUCAAAACUUGGCUUUUAUUGAUCAGCUUAAGGAAGCAACAAUAGAGCUUUCUAAUGGGAACAAUGAACUGGAGCUAGCAAGAUAUAUGCUUGAGGAUGCUAAGAACUUGAAGGAAAUGGUCUUACUUUAUUCACCCCAGCAAUCAACUCAUAUUCGAGUGGUAAAUGAAAGUAAGAUGAAUUCUGUUGCCACUACCCGAGUUGUCUUUCAGGAAAAACAAAGGAAAUGA
Molecule: messenger RNA, 3069 nt
Organism: Prunus armeniaca (apricot)
Lineage: Eukaryota; Viridiplantae; Streptophyta; Magnoliopsida; Rosales; Rosaceae
Source: the annotation of a GenBank genome assembly